AUGGCUACCACCCUGCUUGAGAAUACACGGCAGCAGCAUGAGGACAUGGAGCGCUUGGAGCGUCUCAUCGUGAAAGACUUUCGCACCGAGACAAAGACAUAUAAGGACAAGCUGCUCCAAAGCCAUCGCGUGCGUGGCUUGCUGGAUGCCCUACAGUCCCGCGCAGCAGCACUGGUGGACAUCUACAAGGAUGAAGACGAGUCUCGCAAACAGGACAUUGCAGCUUUGCGGGGCGCCGACCCCAUCAGCACCUUCUACGACCGGCUGAAGGAGGUGCGUGCCUACCACCGCCGCUUCCCGUCCGAGGACAUCACCGAGGGCGACGGCUCCGAGGCGCUGCUGGCGGCGGCUGAGCCGGCGGUGGCCUUCAGCGGCGAGGAGGCCCUGGGGCGGUACCUGGACCUGCACGAGCUGCACGCCGCGCACAGCAACGGCGCCUUUGCCGGCCAGCCCCUGGACUACCACACCUAUGUCCUGGCGCUGGCGGACUGGAGCCGCGUGGCGCGCCCCGCCCGCACCUCGCGCGCCUACCGCGAGUACCUGGAGCGCCUGGCGGCCUACCUGGAGUCCUUCCACGCUCGCACGCAGCCCCUGGCCGACCUGGACGCGCAGAUGCGGGGCGCGGUGGCCGAGUUCGAGGAGGCCUGGGCCAGGGGCGCCGUCCCCGGCUGGGAGGACCGGGGGGCGGGGGGCGCCGCUGCUGCGGGCGGUCGUGGAGAGGUCCCCGAGGGGGCCCUGGACCUGGAUGCCUUUGACUCCGUGGACGAACUGGAGCUCCUGGGUGGGCAGGGGCUGGGAGCCCGCGUCUCCCGCCUGCUGCGCCUGCUGGGCACGGUGCACGCCGACACCGCGGGUCGGGUGGAGAAGCGCCAGGCGCAGACCUACGAGGAGCUGCUGGCGGAGCAGGCCGAGGCCGAGGAGGAGGGCGACCUGGUCGAGGAGGACUCGGACGAGGAGGCGCCCAUCUACAACCCGCUGAAGCUGCCGCUGGGCUGGGACGGCAAGCCCAUCCCCUUCUGGCUCUACCGCCUGCACGGCCUGAACAUCGAGUUCAAGUGCGAGAUCUGCGGCGGCGCCUCCUACUGGGGCCGCCGAGCCUUUGAGCGCCACUUCAAGGAACCGCAGCACCAGCGCGGGCUUAAGACGCUGGGCGUGCCGUGGUCACGCGAGUUCUACGAGAUCACCUCCAUCGCCGACGCGCUGGCGCUGUGGAAGAGCAUGCGCGAGCGCCAGCGCUCGGGCGCGGCCCCGGGGACGGAGGAGGAGUUUGAGGACGACGCGGGGAACGUCUACAACAAGAAGACCUGGGAAGACCUGCGGCGGCAAGGCCUGGUGUGA
This is a messenger RNA of Auxenochlorella protothecoides, 1338 nucleotides long. RefSeq names its product Splicing factor 3A subunit 3. Gene Ontology annotation, biological process: mRNA splicing, via spliceosome. Gene Ontology annotation, molecular function: RNA binding. Lineage: Eukaryota; Viridiplantae; Chlorophyta; Trebouxiophyceae; Chlorellales; Chlorellaceae. The transcript has 5 exons. The record is from RefSeq and is a predicted model, not a curated record. The coding region runs from base 1 to 1338 and encodes 445 amino acids. Gene Ontology annotation, cellular component: spliceosomal complex.